AUGCCCCGACGCGUCACCUCCCUCGCGGCGCCGCAUGCGUCGCUCGCCGCGCUCUGUUUCCUCGCGCUGGCCGCCAUCGCGCUUCCAUCCGCGCUCGCGCUGGAGUGCGACGAGGCGAUGACGGGCUUCCACGACAACGACAUCAAGAGCCAGGCGUGGCAGGACAUCGCGCACGCCAACGUGCAGGCUGUCCGCGACGCCGUGGCCGACGAUCCGUGCUACGCGAUGAUGCGCGCGGGGGACGGACGCGGACCGCUGUUCUGGGCGCACGAGUUCUACAACCAGGAGAUCAUCGACGUGCUCGUGCACCACGGCGCGGACCGGGCGGCGAGGGACCGGGGGGGCAAGCGACCCGAUCAGAUGAUCCGCGCGCCCCCGAUGACGUUCGAGGCGCCCCCCGCGGACGACGAGGAGGAGUACGAAUACGGCGCGGACGACGACGACGACGACGUUUACGUCACCAAGAGUUCCUCUCACGACGAGAUGUAA
Messenger RNA from Micromonas commoda, 489 nucleotides. RefSeq lists its product with no specific name. NCBI's taxonomy places the organism in Eukaryota, Viridiplantae, Chlorophyta, Mamiellophyceae, Mamiellales, Mamiellaceae. Bases 1 to 489 code for a protein of 162 amino acids. Gene Ontology annotation, molecular function: protein binding. The record is from RefSeq and is a predicted model, not a curated record. The transcript has a single exon.